Anopheles cruzii is the source of this 5214-nucleotide messenger RNA. Its product is annotated as signal transducer and transcription activator-like. Gene Ontology annotation, molecular function: DNA-binding transcription factor activity, RNA polymerase II-specific; RNA polymerase II cis-regulatory region sequence-specific DNA binding. The record is from RefSeq and is a predicted model, not a curated record. Gene Ontology annotation, biological process: defense response; regulation of cell population proliferation; regulation of transcription by RNA polymerase II. Bases 428 to 2683 code for a protein of 751 amino acids. The transcript has 9 exons. NCBI's taxonomy places the organism in Eukaryota, Metazoa, Arthropoda, Insecta, Diptera, Culicidae.
UCGAUCGCGCUGUCGCGCUGGCCUGACAAUUAUCCCGAUCAGGUUCACGAUCGAAGAGAAUUCUCGCCCAUGGUCGCCAUCACAACAAAGCCAGCCAACACACACACACACGCAAUACGUCAUCAUAACUACCGAAAGUAGAAAGACAGAUAGCGAACGGCAGAAGCAACGGAAGCAGCGGCCUGAGUGAGAGAGACUGCCGCUUCCCGCUUGGGUGCAACGUUUUCUAACCUCAACAAAUUCAACAAGAUUUCGUGUUCCCACUGAGUGCGGUUUGUGUUCCAUUGUAUGUACACUAGAGAACGUCAUCGAUUACAUUACGUUUCGGUCAGAUUACAAAAUAGUCAGCCAAUAACUAAUAGUUCAACAACUGGUUCGCCGCAACGAAUUUUUAGUUAACAACGUUCCGUCAAAAGGUGGGAUAACCAUGUCGCUUUGGGCCCGGGUAAAUCAACUUCCAAGCCAUAUUAUAGAGCAGAUCCGUUUCAUCUAUGGGGCCAAUUUCCCCAUCGAAGUACGCCACUAUCUGGCGGAAUGGAUCGAGGAACGCCUGCUAAAUGCUCCCGUGUUUGCUGACCAGGAAGGUGCGUGCGAGCAGGAUGCUGCGAACUUCGUCAACCAGUUGAUAAAUGAACUCGAACGAAAAGCAGUUUCUCUGCCGGAGAACAACAUCACGAUUAAAAUACGACUGAACGAGUCAGCACGUAACUUUCGACAGUUGUUUUCACACAAUCCCUCCCAGUUAUACCAUCACCUAAUAACCUGUCUACAACGCGAACGUCAAUGUGUCGCAUAUCCGGAGGAGUGCGCUUCGGUACAAGACUCCGAGGUAAACGAGGUUUUCACCACGUUACAGCAGCUACAAAUCAUGGUGAGGUCCAACGAGAAUGACAAUCGUAAUCUGACGAAAGAGUACGAGCACUUAUUACUGGAGGUGCACGAGUUGCAGAAGAAUCGUGCACAAAUAGACGCGGUAGAGAAUCCGGAGAUGCGAGCGCAUCGACACAGUCAAAUCACUCAACAUCAGAAGAUGGUCAGCGAUCGACUGCAAUUGUGUUCUGGCAGGCGAAUUGCUUUGGUUGAAAACUUCAGGAAAACGAUCUUGAUCACCAAUGAGAUGCUGAACAAAGUGUUGAACAAGUAUCUUGCCCAAUGGAAAAUCAACCAGGGUUUCGCUGGAAACGGCGCGUCUACCAUCAGUGCAAACAACCUGGACACUAUUCAGGCUUGGUGCGAAAGUCUGGCUGACAUUAUUUGGAAUACUCAAGGUCAAAUUCGUCUCGCUAUCAAGAACAAAUCUAAGCUGCACGUAGAGCAAGAAGAUGUACCGGAUGUACUAUCCCAGGAGAUAGAAGACGCUACCAGUUUGCUAAAAACACUUGUAACAAGUACAUUCAUUAUUGAGAAGCAGCCGCCACAGGUGAUGAAAACUAACACUCGAUUCGCCGCUACUGUCCGCUUACUCGUCGGCAACACACUCAACAUCAAAAUGGUGAACCCGCAGGUGAAGGUUUCUAUUAUUUCUGAAGCGCAGGCCCAGCAAACACAACAAUUAAACAAAGCUUCAGAACAGUCGUGUGGCGAAAUAAUGAACAAUAUUGGAAAUCUCGAAUAUAACGAGACGACCAAGCAACUGUCCGUUAGUUUUCGCAAUAUGCAGCUAAAGAAGAUAAAACGGGCAGAGAAAAAAGGAACGGAGUGCGUAAUGGAUGAAAAGUUUGCCCUUCUGUUCCAAUCAAGCUUUGCUAUUGGUCACGGAGACGUAGUAUUUUCGGUUUGGACUAUUUCGCUACCGGUCGUCGUUAUCGUACACGGUAACCAGGAACCUCAAUCGUGGGCCACCAUCACAUGGGACAAUGCGUUCGCCGACGUCAAUCGCAUCCCUUUCCAAGUGCCAGAUAAGGUGUGUUGGAACAAGCUGGCAGAUGCGUUAAACAUGAAGUUCCGUGCUUCAACUGGUCGCUCGCUGACUUCGGAAAACAUGCACUUUCUGUGCGAGAAAGCAUUCAAAACCAGUCUACCGUUUCCGGUUCCGAACGAUUUAACUAUAAUGUGGUCGCAGUUCUGCAAAGAACCGAUCCCAGAUCGUUCAUUCACCUUCUGGGAAUGGUUCUACGCCGCCAUGAAGGUAACUCGCGAGCAUCUUCGCGGACCGUGGAUGGAUGGCAGCAUCAUCGGGUUUAUCCAUAAAUCGAAGGCUGAAGAUUACCUUCUGAAGUGCUCCCGUGGCACCUUCUUGCUACGCUUUUCGGAUAGUGAGCUCGGUGGUAUUACUAUCGCGUGGGUGAAUGAGGGCAACGACGGGCAACCACAGAUUCUUCAUAUUCAGCCGUUCACCGCUAAAGAUUUCUCCACUCGUUCGCUCUCAGAUCGCAUUCGCGAUUUUGACGAUUUAUACUACUUGUUUCCCAAUAAGCCGAAGCACGAAGCGUUCGAUCGCUACACAACACCUGUUGGUCCCCCGCGCAACAAAAAUUAUAUUGCGUCAGAAGUGCGCGCAGUGCUGAUGCCGGGGCCAACCAGUAACCAAAUGAACAGCUACCCUAAUACUCCGAGUUACAACAUUCAAUCUCCAGAUGCAUCACGUGACACUCCUUCCACAGGCUAUGGUAACGUGAACUUCAGUCAGGUACCCGAUUUCGAGUUAGAAAACAUCGGUAUAUUUUCUACACAGUUUCAUUAGCCGAACGCAUCACAGCCGGUGUGCUGUAAAAUAUUUUUUUUCUACAUUGGGCAUACGUUUUGUUUUUCUAUACGGAUACCAGACAAAUUCAAAUCGUUAUUAUUUAAGCCUUUUUUGAAGUACAGGAAUCACAGGACUCCCUGACCGACGAUCUCAGAAUGGUAAGGAUAAAAUGAACAGUCUUCCUAGCCGUACCAAAAGCUGCUAUUUAACAAUAAUCGUUUUGUUGCUUUGAUCAGAAUUUUAGUAAACAAAACAUUGAACCGAACGCACUAUACGUCAAUACUAAGAAAAAUGUGUGUAGUGAAAUUAAAAAUGAAGUGAAGGUACACCUCAAUGGAAUUUGAAACUAAAUUGCCUGGAAGUAUCGUCUUUCCCGCAACUUUUAACGCAAAACAUCGAAUUAAAAUAUUGUUUUUUUUUGCGUAUUUCUACACAGCAGUCUGUGCACAGGAACGGAGCGAAGGUUAUGGUUAUGAUCAUGCAGAUGAUGCUCCUAGCUAUUUAAGAUAUGCAUCUAGAAUCACUUCAAUGUCAUUUUAUUAACAUAAAAUUGACUAAAACGACAAUCGACGACACGAUAAGAGACUCUAGUAGACUUCACCAACAUAGUUUGAAUGACUGCAUAUUGUUAGUAUCGUUCAGUACUUUUUCAUAAGUUUGUCCAGUAAAAAAUGUAUUGAUAUGUCCUUGCUCGACUGUGCUUACUUCUGAAGGGUUUAAAAGAAAACUCAAAUUGGCAAUCGGUAUAACUGUAUGGGUAACGCGUCCUACAUUUAGAAUCUGAAUUCCAUUAAAAUGCUUAAGGGCACAAUAUUGUACAUACAUUUUCAAAAAAAAAAAAACAGUUUUGUUCAAGUAUCUUUUAAAUUUGUAUAAGCUUUUUCAAAAUGUAGUAAAAGAAAUGUCUAUGUUUGAAAUCUUUAGAUUCUUUCAUCACGCAGGGGCUAGCGAAACAAAGUUUAUCAUCUGAACAUAUGAAUAAUAUGUGGAAAUACGUAUAUUUUCUUUUUGAAUAGCUUUUUUAAGAUGUUUAAUGUUAGUUUAAGAAUCUUAGAGCAAAAUUAUGACGAUUAAAUGACAUGUUGCUUCAAUGUCGUAUAGCGGUACAACCAUUUGCAACCGUAGGUGAAUUUGAGCGAUGCGAAAGAAAGUUUAUUUGAGGCAUGAAAUUUUUAAUUUUUUAAUUCUUAUUCCUUCAUUUGGCUAGAUAUAAUAGCAGUAAAAGUAGAUUUAGUUAUUUAUGAGUCAUAAUAACGUGAUGUUUAUGCGGUUUGGUAAUUAAAAGCAGAACCAAGGGUGAGAAAUGCACGGCGAAUUUUAUUCCCCCGCUUGUAAAAUGAUAGAAACUCGGAAAAAUGUAAGCUAACGGAUGAAGAUCGUCAAAUAGUCAAAUAAAUAUAAAUAUGGCGUAUUGGCAUAUUUGGCCAAAAAUAUUUGACGAAAGAGAGGCAAAAAUCGAUAAAAUAACCAAGAGUUUUAGUAAUGAAGGUUGUGUUUAUCGUGUUAAAGCUGAUGGGCAUAAAAAAUCAACACCAAAGCAUACUGAUAAAAGUAUAGUAAACAUAUAAAUUCGAAAUUGUUUUCUAUCUUCCAAAACUAUUCAACAAAAACAUCAAUCAGAAGGUAUAGUUGUGCCUUCUGUGCCAGACAUCCGACCUACACAAUAUAAUCUGUCAAAAAGUUCAAGCACCUAAGUAAGCCAAUUUAAAAAAAAAGAAUAAUAUUAUACCAUCAGCAUAUUUUAAAUACUACCUUCAUUUUGGGCGAAGGUGCUCUGGACUAGUGCAUUGUCGGUAAGACUCAACCACAGUUGUGGGGAGUUGACUUGAAAGCCUACGAAAACAUGAUGACAGACUUGUUGGUCAAGAUUUCAUUCUACAACAGAAUAAUGCACCAAUUCAUAAAGCACAAGUAGUCAUGCUGUUCCUCUAGGAUGGAGAUUUAAGGUUUUAGACUAUCUUCCACAAUGCACAGGGCAGCGAACUAUUGAGAAUAUGAUGUUCAUUGGUAUAGGUAAUCGAGUAGCUGAAAAAAUGUGACGUAAUUUAUUAGAAUUUGCUCAAUGAACUGUAACUGUUUUAACAGCUUGGUCAACAAUAAUAAUUGAGGGCCGUAUGACAUGACAAAAUCCCGCCGUUCUGCAAUAUCUAAGCUAAGCGGCAUGCAUUGUGGAAAAGGAACUUUGUUCAGCACCAGAGAAAUUUUGUGUGCGUGGUAUAUGCAUGGCUAACAUUAUUCGUGUGUAUCAAUGAUCCCUAAAAGGCCAGGAAUAAUCUUUACACGUCCUAAUCUAUGUUUUGGCUGAUCUUUUAUUGACUCAAAGACAUUUCUUUGCAUUUAAUAGAUUUUUUUUUCUUUUGAAAUAAACUUUGUUUCGCUAGCCAAUGUAUCAUUGAAAAGAUUUUAGUUUUUUUAAGGUUUUGUUUUCACGUCAAACCUCUAAUCGAAGCAAAACACAAGACUUUAGUUUAAUAUAAUUGAAAGUGGUAUAAUUGGAAACAUUUCUUGGCUUUUUUGUACGAUUUUGA